AUGGAAAAACUGAACGGGAUCGUAAAGCAGGUCGUGUCAGCAGAUACCUACAUUUUGGCGGGUGCCAAAAAGGGUGGCGUUGCACAGGAAAGACAAGUGAGCUUGGCGUGCAUCCAAUGUCCCAGGUUGUUUAUGAAGAAUCAAAAUGUGGAGAAAAAUGAAGAGCCAUUUGCAUGGGAAAGCAGAGAAUUUAUUCGUAAAAUGAUAAUUGGGAAAAAUGUCAGCUUCGUAGUGGAAUAUGUUUAUAACAACAGAACCUACUGCAGUGUAUCUUACGAGGAUAAAAAUUUAGCAGUCUUGCUACUCCAGAGGGGAUAUGCCAAUUUGGUGUCCAACAAAAAUGUAAAAACAAAUGUGUAUGCCGAAUUGGAGAGUUUCUACAUCGAAGCCAAAGAAAAAAAGUUAGGAAUUUUUGGAAACAAUAUUAACAACCAUGUUAGAAAUAUUGUAUACUCCUAUAAUGACAAAAAUCAGAAUAAAAAAAUUUACGAUAUGUUUGCAAAUAAAAAUUUGAAAUGUGUUGUUGAACACGUGAGGGAUGGAUCUAACUUUCGUGUCUAUGCUGAGAUGGAAGGAACUGAGAAGAGAGAGGAUAACAUGAAAGUAGGUGGGGGAACUGCAUUACAAAAUGGCACUGUUGGAGAAAGCAACAGCGCAGAAAAGGGUAAAAAGAAAAAAAGCGGAGGUGGGAAAAAAAAAACCCAAAAAAAUAAUGAAGGAGGAGAAGGAGCAGGUAGUGGUGUUGAUGAAGAUGGAAAAGUAGCAAUGGGUUAUAAGACCAUGUACUACUUCUCCUUCACUUUGUGCGGUAUAAUAGUCGAUAUGUUUAAAAAGGAAGUAGUAAAUAAUGUAGAAAAUGUAAAAGAAGAACAGUAUGCCAUGGAGACAAAGAAGUUUGUUGAGGCGAGGUUACUAAAUAGAGAAAUCGAAGUAGUGAUCAAGCAUAUCGAUAAUAAUUGCAAUUUGUAUGGGAAUGUAUUUUACAAAUUGGGGAAUAUCUGCACUCUCCUGUUGAAGAAUGGCUAUGCUUAUAUUAAUGAAUAUACCAUUAAGUACGUAGAAAAUGCUAUAGAGUAUAAAAGGGCUUUGGAUGAAGCAAUACAACUGCGCAAGAAGAAAUGGAUUAACUACACGGAGAAAAAAGUGGAUUACGAGAAGGAGUACCUUGCAAGCGUUAUUGAGGUGGUCUACGGAGAUGUUAUCAUUAUAGAUUAUCACAAUGAGGAAAGGAGACUUUACAUGGCUUCCAUAAAAUGUGAAAAACACAGUACUGAUUUGGUUCAAAAUACACUAUGCUUAUCAGCCAAGGACUACUUGAAGAAUCAAAUUGCGGGGCAAGUUGUAAAAAUUGUAACGGAGUAUGUGAGAACCCCACAGAGCAACAGCGAGGGGUACAUUCCACAGUGCUCCGAUGAUCAGGGAAGGAUGCAUUUUGUGAGUGUCUACAAAAUGGACGACAAGAAGAAGAAGAAUAAGGAGAGCGCGAAAGAUGUCGCAGCCGUCGCUAGCAAUAAAUGGGGUGGGGAAGGGGAAGAGAAGAAGAAAAAGAAAAAAAAUACAAAGAAAGGGGGCGCUACUACCACUGGUGAGGGUAAGAGUUCGGGAAUGAAGAAGGGAGCUAAGAUAAAUGGAAAUGCAGAGGCCAACCUUGGAGAGGAAGAUGUAGAGGAUGACGAAGAUAAUAAUUGGAUCAACAUGAACGAACAAUUGGUUGCGAGGGGGCUAGCCAAAGUGAUGAAUCACAGACAGGAAGACGAAAAGGCAGCGAACUACUUCAAACUACAAGAAUUAGAAAAGGCAGCACAAGAAAAGAAGGUAGGAAAAUAUAACCCACACAUUGAUAUUAUAAAAAUAAAUAAUAUAAGUGGAAGCGAAAAUUCAUUACGAGCCAGGUCAUUUGAAAAUGUUCUUAACAAGUAUAACAAUUUAAACGCAUGUGUGGAUUACAUCUACGGAGCAAAUAAAUUCAAGCUUCAUAUUCCUUCGCAGAACUUGUUAGUAAAUUUUAUCUUACUAGGUAUCUCUGUGCAGAAAAUUAACUUGAAAGAAAUUGGCUCUAUCAACAUGUCAGCUAGCCAAAUGAAAAUGAAGAAAGUAAACGGAGUAGGAGAGUAUGACGAGGGAGAUGCGCACAACAUGCUCAAUGGAGAUGGCAAGUCUACCAGGAAAGAAAAAUUGGAACUAAAGGAAAUAGCUGUGCAGGCAUAUAAAUAUACAAGAAAAAUGCUAAUGCAGAGAAAUGUACAAAUAACCAUCUUAACGUGCGACAAGGGAGGCAAUUUCAUAGGUAUUUUACGACACCAGAAUAAAGAUUUUGGAUUACACUUACUAAAUUUAGGGUAUGGAAUGCUUAACGAAAUAGGAUUAAGCAACACGAAUGAAAGGAAUAAUUACGUGAAAGCAGUUGAAGAAGCCAAGAAGGAGAAGAGAAACAUAUGGGCCCUUGAAAAAAUAGAUGAAAAUGAAGAAGACACGGAUAAUGCUAUGCUCAAUGGAAAAAAUAACUUAUCGCAAUUUGACAACAUCUACUACUGUUCCUACGUUGAAGAUAUCAACAACAUUUACAUUCAGCUGAAAAGCAAACAGGAUCAAUUAAAAAAAUUACAGGAAGAGUUAAAUAAUCAAUCCAAUUUAGAAUCCUCAUCCCAGUAUGCUCUCUCCGAUGUGAAAAAAAACACGCUAGUCAUUGCCAAGUAUAUAGAUAAGUGUUACUACCGGGCUGUCAUCCUGCAGGUAAAUAAAGCCAAGCAAAAAGCCCUCGUUAAAUACAUCGACUUUGGAAAUGAAGAUGAAUUAAAUUUUGAAGAUAUUAAAAAGUUGAGUGAUGGAUUGAGUUUAAAAAAUUAUCCUCCUUUCAGCAUAAGGGUUUCGCUAGCUGGCGUUAAAAUUCCCAUCGAAAAUAAAGCAGAUUUGAUUAUCUACGUGAAGAAAUUUUUACUUGAUAAAUUUUUGUACGUGAAGUUUGAAAAGAAGGAAAAAAAUGGCUCCUACUACCAUGUUGUUUUUUACGACUACGAGCAGUUCACCACGAAUAAGAAUGUAAAAAGUGUGAAUGAGGAUAUUGUUUCCAGUGGUAUAUGCUAUGUGGACAACCGCAGUGACACCAAAAUAUUUGAGAAGCUUAAAAAGGAGGAGGUGGUGGCGAAGAAGGCCAAACUCCUCAUUUGGGCCUACGGUGACAUCGACUACGAUGAUGAGAGUUAA
This is a messenger RNA of Plasmodium knowlesi strain H, 3204 nucleotides long. RefSeq names its product tudor staphylococcal nuclease, putative. The record is from RefSeq and is a predicted model, not a curated record. Bases 1 to 3204 code for a protein of 1067 amino acids. Gene Ontology annotation, cellular component: RISC complex; nucleus; cytosol. NCBI's taxonomy places the organism in Eukaryota, Apicomplexa, Aconoidasida, Haemosporida, Plasmodiidae. Gene Ontology annotation, molecular function: RNA binding; nuclease activity. Gene Ontology annotation, biological process: regulatory ncRNA-mediated gene silencing; mRNA catabolic process. The transcript has 2 exons.